Umbelopsis ramanniana AG is the source of this 860-nucleotide messenger RNA. RefSeq lists its product as uncharacterized. The transcript is spliced from 7 exons. The record is from RefSeq and is a predicted model, not a curated record. Bases 36 to 815 code for a protein of 259 amino acids. Lineage: Eukaryota; Fungi; Mucoromycota; Umbelopsidomycetes; Umbelopsidales; Umbelopsidaceae. Gene Ontology annotation, molecular function: phosphatase activity. Gene Ontology annotation, biological process: dephosphorylation.
UUCUUGGUACACGUUCUACAACUCCUAACAGCAAAAUGAGACGAGACAUUAUAAAAGGCGUUCUCAUAGACCUUAGUGGAACGCUCCAUAUUGACAAAAAGGAGAUUCCCGGUGCCGUAGACGCUAUUCGCAAGCUUCGAGAAAGUGGACUUCCCUUUCGCUUCGCAACCAAUACCACUAAAGAAUCUCCACAGCGAUUACGGAGCAAAUUGGAUGCACUUGGAUUCCAAGUGCAAGACCACGAAAUAUUCACAUCAUUGUCUGCCUGUCGCGAUCUCGUUGUAUCGAAAAACCUGAGACCCAUGUUACUUAUGGAGAACGCGGCUUUGGAGGCUUUCGAAGGUAUCGAUUGCUCUUCUCCAAAUGCCGUAGUUAUCGGACUUGCUCCCUCGAAAUUUGAUUAUGCUACUUUAAAUACUGCGUUCAGACUCAUCAUGGAUACCGGGGCUCCUUUGAUUGCAGUGCACAAGGCCAGAUAUUUUGCAGAUAAGGAUGAAGAGCUUUCAUUGGCUCUUGAAUAUGCCACUGGCACAACAGCCACUGUGGUAGGAAAGCCGACCAAGAGCUUCUUCGAACUCGCUGUAGCAGAACUCGGAAUGUCGAGCAUGCCACAAAAUGUAGCUAUGAUUGGUGACGACGUAUCGGCAGAUUUAGGAGAAGGUGCUAUAGAAAUGGGAUUCUAUAGAUAUCUCGUAAAAACAGGUAAAUACAAGGAAGGAGACGACGAUAAAUUGAACUCCUUUGAUAAGACGUCUGAAGGAAAGAGUAAAGUGUUUGAUAGUAUUGUAGAGGCUAUUGAUCAUGUUUUACAAUAAAAUGCUUGAUAUGUAUAAAUGCAACAAUAUGUUAUAUGCAAAAGC